GGUCUGGUUAGACUUAUCGCCCACUCUGGGUUCACUUUGGCCACAAAGGUCAAAGCUGCAAAAAAAGGAAAAAUUGCAAUCAGUUUGUUAUAAUUUAGAGAAUAGAGAAUUCUUGGUGCUUGGAUUUAUUUGUUGAGAAGCUGGUUGAUUUCGAAUUGUGAAUCGUUUUUUUGUUUGUUUUGUUGCAAUGAUGGAACCCAACGUGUGCACGACGAACCCAGCUCUGCUGCAGAGGACAGCUUUAGUGAUUAGAGAGCUUUGCCACAUCCAGGAAAAUGUCGGGCUCCUACGAUGAAUCUGCAGGUGCUGACGACACCAUGGACAGCUUCUGGGAGGUGGGAAACUAUAAACGUGCCGUAAAGAGAUUUGACGAUGGCCACCGGCUCUGCAACGACCUUAUGGGCUGCCUGCAGGAGCGUGCCAAGAUAGAAAAAGCCUACGGUGAUCAGCUAACUGCCUGGUCCAAGAGGUGGAGACAACUUAUUGAGAAAGGUCCGCAGUACGGCUCUGUGGAGAAGGCCUGGCUGGGGGUGAUGACCGAGGCGGAGAAAGUGAGCGAGCUGCAUCAGGACGUGAAGAACAACCUGCUGAAUGAAGACGUGGAGAAAGUCAAGAACUGGCAGAAGGAGGCAUAUCACAAGCAAAUGAUCGGAGGCUUCAAAGAGGCCAAAGAAGCAGAGGAAGGCUUUAAGAAGGCACAGAAACCCUGGGCCAAAAAGCUGAAGGAGAUGGAGGCGGCUAAGAAAACAUACCAUAUGGCCUGCAAGGAGGAGAAGCUAGCUGCAGCCAGAGAGGCCAAUGGCAAAACGGAGGCUUCUGUCACUCCAGAUCAACAGAAGAAACUUCAUGAGAAAGUGGACAAAUGCAAACAGGAUGUGCAGAAGGCUAAAGAGAAGUACGAGAAGUCUUUGGAUGAGCUAAACAAGUGCACUCCACAGUACAUGGAGAGCAUGGAGCAGGUGUUUGACCAGUGCCAGCAGCAUGAAGUCAAGAGACUGACCUUCCUCAAGGAAGCCUUGCUGGACAUCAAACGCCAUCUUAACCUCACUGAGAACCAAAGCUAUUCCACAAUAUACAGAGAACUGGAGCGCAUGAUUCUGUCGGCAAACACACAAGAGGACCUGAAGUGGUUCAGCAACAACCACGGCCCGGGCAUGCCCAUGAACUGGCCUGUAUUCGAGGAGUACAACCCAGACCAGGCAGCCGCUCCUCCAAAGAAGAAGAAACCAGAUGGAGCCCCGCCCACUCCAAGCACCGACCACGUGGCUCCACCUGGUGACCGAAGCAGUGUGAGCAGCUACGAUAAGAACCAAGCGUAUUCAGCUGAGUGGUCCGAUGACGAGCAGCCCACAGCGUACUCGAGCAACGAGAACGGGGGGAACAGGAACUCGUUCGAAGACGACUCCAGCACCGGGAGAGGGGGGGUCCGUGUGCGUGCCCUCUAUGACUACGAUGGCCAGGAACAGGACGAGCUCACCUUCAAAGCAGGUGACGAGCUGACCAAGAUCGAGGACGAAGACGAGCAAGGCUGGUGUCGAGGUCGUUUAGACAGCGGCCAGGAGGGACUGUACCCAGCCAAUUAUGUUGAGUCGAUCUAGUCUCUUUCCUUGGACAAAGACAUGCCGCUGGAGGCAGCUUGAACCGUCCCGUCCAAACGUACCGCACAUAGCCAGAGACUUAAGAGCAACACAUCCCCUUGCCCCAAAGAAGAGCCAAGCAGUCUCUCCUAAAUAAAACUUAGUAAGCUAAAAAAGAUAAAAGAAAAGAUAGACACUGUAUAACAUACUCUAUCCAGCAUUUGGGGGAGGGUGGGUGGACUAACACAAUCAAAAGCCGCAGUUAUUCCAGUGUACACGCACUCAGCUAUAACACCCAGACAGUGCAGGAACACAUUGCUUCUCCCUGUAGCUGUAUUUAUUAUACGGUGCAGCUCAUUAUAUCUCACAGUGUUUUACGACGCGUUCUCUUGUGGAAAAAGGGAACAUAAUAUAAUCAGUUUUACCCAUUUAACAAAGAUGAGCUUCUCUAACCUGCAUUGUAUAUAUACACAGUGUGAUGCCAUUUUGUGUAGCAUUGUUAAUGCUGUGUACGUCAUUCUUGCAACAGGAAUGCUGUGUAUCGUUAAAAGUACCACAAACAGUAUCCGCGUUUUUAUUUAUUUAUUUUUUGUUUUGGUUUUUUUGUUUUUGUUUUUGUUUUUUUCUUUGCAGUUUGGUCCAGCCUCUUUUCCAGUGUGUGUGUGUGUUAUGUGUUUUGAACUGUUUCUGGACUUACAUAGCAGCAUGCGCUAUGUAAAAGACUUUGCAUUCCCAGUAUCCUGCAGCCUGGUUUAGGCUACAACUUGAUGCAACACUUGAACUCCAAAACAAUGCAGCAUUACAUGCUUCUGGAAAUGCACAUGCUUGUAAUUUCACGAGAAAAACAAGCUUCUCGAUGAACUGAACUUUA
Messenger RNA from Austrofundulus limnaeus, 2448 nucleotides. RefSeq names its product protein kinase C and casein kinase substrate in neurons protein 1. Bases 276 to 1598 code for a protein of 440 amino acids. Gene Ontology annotation, molecular function: phospholipid binding; protein binding. Gene Ontology annotation, cellular component: endosome; cytoplasm; plasma membrane. Gene Ontology annotation, biological process: regulation of endocytosis; plasma membrane tubulation; positive regulation of dendrite development. The record is from RefSeq and is a predicted model, not a curated record. The transcript has 10 exons. NCBI's taxonomy places the organism in Eukaryota, Metazoa, Chordata, Actinopteri, Cyprinodontiformes, Rivulidae.